CGUCUGAGGAUCCGUGACCCGGCUCUGUGCUCAGCCAUGUGAUAUCCAGUCCAUCGGUCCUACACAAACACUGCACAGCCGGUAGCGCCCAACGAGCUGCGCGCACUCAUCUGCACGUUUAGAACUGGUAGCGGCGGCUCAACAAGUAUGGACCAGAACCAGACUGGCAGCACCGGGGCGGCGCCAGUCAAUCCUCCCCUUCAGCACUGGUCAGCCAGCUUCACUCAAAGCCCAGACGCCCACGACGUUCUGAGCGUUUCAUCCUUGGUUCCUUCUACAGUGCACAUGAUUUUACCCCCAUCCUACAAGAACAUAUACCCGACACUUCCCUCACUUACUGAAGUAGCAUCAGAGCCUCAACUUCCAAAGAGUCCGUUCUCUUCCUCUGGAGCCUCGGAGGCGCAUGGUCAAAAUAGCCAGACUUCAGCACUUCCUUGUAGCAAUAAUCCCCAUGAGGUUCAGCAGAGGAACGCGUCAGAUGGGCGUCCGCUGGAGGACGGACAGGUGGAUCUCAGUGUUCCCGGUGUUCUGCCUGAUGCAAAGCCAGACUCUCGGACCUGCUCCUGUCAUGACCUGUGUUUCAUUCUGACCUGCUUUAUAUUCACCACGUUGCUCAUCGUCGCCAUGCUGCUGGUGGUCAGGUUCCUGGUGGUGCCGUAUCUUUUCAACAGAUCGCCCUGCACUGUGAACGGGACCUGCUUUGCUCAGACAGAGGCGCCUCCACUCAGUAACAGUCCUAUGAACCAGACGGGGAACUUCACUGCAGACUGUCGAGCUCUGAUUGGAGAUGGACGGCGUAUUGUUGGCGGCUCAGCGGCCCAGAAGGGGGCGUGGGGCUGGCAGGUCAGCAUGCAGUGGAAGGGAAGCCACGUGUGUGGGGGCUCCAUCGUCUCCCCAUCCUGGGUCCUCACCGCAGCUCACUGCUUUGUUGAAUACAACAUGCUUGAAGCGGCUGACUGGACGGUGGUGGUGGGCACGAUCAGCCUCACUGACACCUCUCAGGGGAAGAUCUACAGGGUCCUGCAGGUGCUCUACCACCCCAGCUACGACCCAGACUCCAACGACUACGACGUGGGCCUGCUGCGCACCGUCACCGACAUGCACAUGAGCGGAGCAGUGUGUCCAGUCUGUCUACCGAGCCCUCAAGACUCCUUCUCUGCUGGAGCAAGUUGCUGGAUCACAGGCUGGGGAUCUGUUCACGAAGGAGGCAGUGCAUCAAAAGAGCUACAACAGGCUCAGAUAACGAUAAUAGCGCAAUCCACCUGCUCCCUGCCAAGUGUCUAUGGCUUGAGCAUCACCCCCCGCAUGAUUUGUGCCGGCUCCAUGAGCGGAGGGGUGGACUCCUGCCAGGGAGACAGCGGCGGACCCUUGGUGUGUGAAACAGCCACUGGGAUGUGGAAGCUGGCAGGACUGGUGAGCUGGGGGGAGGGCUGUGGGCGGCCCAAUAAACCCGGCGUCUACAGCAGAGUCACCCAGUUGAUCCAGUGGGUUGAGGGGUAUAUAAAGGCAUAAAGUGAGCGGUGGUCCUGUCUUUAUUUAUAUUCUUAAUGUCUUUUCAUUGAGAAAUAAAUGUGAGUCAGUGCAAUAUUUUGACCAAACACACACAAUACUGAAGAAUGACGAUAAAAACAUUACCAGUCUCACAUUCAGGUUCGCGUUGUGACUUCAU
Molecule: messenger RNA, 1669 nt
Organism: Betta splendens (Siamese fighting fish)
Lineage: Eukaryota; Metazoa; Chordata; Actinopteri; Anabantiformes; Osphronemidae
Product: transmembrane protease serine 6-like
Exons: 8
Coding region: 148-1512 (454 amino acids)
Biological process (GO): proteolysis
Molecular function (GO): serine-type endopeptidase activity
Source: RefSeq, a predicted model, not a curated record